AUGGCAGACCCAGCGCUGCACCCAGAGAACCCAACCCACAACCAAACCCAACCCCUCAAGCAAAUCGCCAUAGACUACACCCCGGAGGCCUGCACACACUGCCCAGACGCCAACACCAUCACCCUCACCUACGACCACCGCGGCGGCGCACGGUGGCGCACCACCACAAGGUUCCUCUACGGCACCUUCAGCUCCCUCAUUCAGUGCCCACGUGGCAACACCAGCGGCCUCAACUUCAACAUCUACCUCUCGUCCCUGGAAGGUGACAAGUCACAGGACGAGAUUGACUUCGAGUUUUUGGGCAAGGACAGGACAAUUGUGCAGACUAACUAUUACAUUGGCGGCACAGGUAACAAAGAGGAGUUUCAUGAUCUGGGUUUUGACUGUUCUGAUGGGUUUCAUUUUUAUGUGAUCAAAUGGGGUCAGGAUUUGAUUGAGUGGUUGGUUGAUGGGAAAUUGGUGAGGAGGGUUGAGAGGAAAAAGGGUGAGGCUUUUCCUCACAAGCCUAUGUAUUUGUAUGCUUCUGUUUGGGAUGCUAGUUAUAUUGAGGAGGGGAGGUGGACUGGCAAGUACAUCGGGUGUGAUGCGCCUUAUGUUUGCCUCUAUAAGGACAUUCAUGUUCCUGUUGGAAGUGCUGUGGAGGGUUAA
Molecule: messenger RNA, 648 nt
Organism: Prunus armeniaca (apricot)
Lineage: Eukaryota; Viridiplantae; Streptophyta; Magnoliopsida; Rosales; Rosaceae
Source: the annotation of a GenBank genome assembly